Messenger RNA from Toxoplasma gondii ME49, 1018 nucleotides. Its product is annotated as cyclophilin. Gene Ontology annotation, molecular function: peptidyl-prolyl cis-trans isomerase activity. NCBI's taxonomy places the organism in Eukaryota, Apicomplexa, Conoidasida, Eucoccidiorida, Sarcocystidae. The transcript has 5 exons. Gene Ontology annotation, biological process: protein folding; protein peptidyl-prolyl isomerization. The record is from RefSeq and is a predicted model, not a curated record. The coding region runs from base 297 to 836 and encodes 179 amino acids.
UGACUACAUUCAUGCUCGCUUGAUUUGCCCUGCUAGAAAAGAAGCGGUUUCUGCUGCCGACGGCGAUGUGCUCUUUGGUGGCGGCACUGCACCAGUCAGCGGGUCCCGUUCCUGUCUCUGCGCUUUUCCCUCCCCCCCCUCCCCCCCAGGAGGCACAUGGGAGGUUCGCGACGGAGGAGAGUCGAAGAGAAAGGGGUCGUUUUGGGCCUGACACUUUUCGUCACCUUCCCGAGAUCUUUUUCUGAAACGAGUUGUGUUUGCGAUCUUUUUGGUGACGGCUCUAGACGACCUUGAAAAUGAAGCUCGUGCUGCUUUUCCUCGCUCUUGCGGUGUCUGGCGCCGUGGCAGAAAAUGCCGGAGUCAGAAAGGCGUACAUGGAUAUCGACAUCGACGGUGAACAUGCCGGGCGCAUUAUCUUGGAGCUCCGUGAGGACAUCGCUCCCAAAACUGUCAAGAACUUCAUUGGCCUUUUCGACAAGUACAAGGGCAGCGUUUUCCACCGUAUCAUCCCCGACUUCAUGAUCCAGGGAGGAGAUUUCGAGAACCACAACGGCACUGGAGGACACAGCAUCUACGGCCGAAGAUUUGACGACGAAAACUUUGAUUUGAAGCACGAGCGAGGCGUCAUCUCUAUGGCGAACGCCGGUCCGAACACCAAUGGCAGCCAAUUUUUCAUCACCACCGUGAAGACAGAGUGGCUCGACGGCAGACACGUUGUUUUCGGGAAGAUCACAACUGAGUCGUGGCCUACCGUCCAGGCUAUUGAGGCUCUCGGCGGCAGCGGCGGCCGCCCGUCUAAGGUCGCGAAGAUCACGGACAUUGGUUUGUUGGAGUAAAUCGAGAAGAUCCUGUGUACAUCUGGAUGCACGUGUCGUUUCCCCUGAUAUCUAUUCGUGUGAGGCAAGUGUGCCCUCUUCCCGACGAAAGUGGGGAGUCCACACCACUGAACGUUUUUUUAAACAUUUCUAAAUACUAGACUCUGUCGACUCAUUCUUUCUGCUAAGAACGCUGAGCACAC